AUGGCGAGCAGUUCUGGUCAGUUGUCCACUGACGAUCCACAGCAAACUAAGCCGCCCGCCACAACCGCAGAGGAUGAUAGUCCGCAAGUUGGUAGCACCACCGCCGCACAGCCAACGACAGGUGAGUCGACGACAGUGACGACGGCUAUACCAGCUAUACCAGCUACACCAGCGACACCAGCUGCAGUGCCCACAGAGACGGCGACAACAAGCGCGCCGACAACUCCAGCGGCAGCCACGAGUCCGGCCGCUGCUGAAGGGGCAGAAACAGCCGACCAGUCUGAUGUUCUACCCCCCUCACAUUGGCAGCCGAUUCCGCAGCAGGCACAAGAAGAAGAGGAAUUUGAUGACGUCGAUUCAGCUUAUGGUGACGAUAAUGCGAGCUCGACAGCGUCGUUGUCAGCCAGUAUACUGGAAUAUCGAACCGUGCAUGGCCGCACAUAUCAUAGUGAAAGGGGCAAUGCCCAGUCAUGGAACCCGAACGAUGCUCAGCAUGAUGAGUCGAUGGAUAUUCUCCAUCAUGUCUCAACUCUCAUGCAAGAUGGUAGACUCACCAUGGCGUAUAUUGACGAUAGCGUACAGAAAGUGUUGGAUGUAGGAUGCGGUACUGGCAUAUGGGCGAUUGAUUUUGCUGACCAGUACCCGCAUACCGAAGUUGUGGGUGUCGACAUCUCACCAUCACAACCUCAAUGGAUUCCACCAAAUCUGAAGUUCGAGAUUGAUGAUAUUACACAACCUUGGACAUACCCACGCAGCAGUUUUGACUACAUCCACAUGAGGUGGCUGAUAGGCGCCAUUCCCGAUUGGUAUAUGGUAUUCAGGGAGAUAUUCCAGACCUUAAGGCCUGGCGGCAUCUUCGAGUCAAAGGAGUCUUCUUGCGUCAUUCAAAGCGAUGACGGUACCGUCCCAUACGGGUCUGCCCUGGAUCAAUGGGGUCGAGUGUUCUCAGAAGCUGGAAGAAAGUUUGGCCGUACAUUUCGACCCUUAGAGGAGGAGUUGCAACUCAAAGCUAUGCAAGCGGCAGGAUUCAUCGACAUAAAAGUAUACAACAUGAAAACAACUCUUGGGCCGUGGCCAGCAGACCCGAAACACAAGGAAAUUGGUCAGUAUGCUCGACUGGCACUGGAGCAAGAUAUAGAAGGCUUCAUAAUGUAUAUGUGGACAACGGUGCUGGGUUGGACGCGAGAAGAGAUAGCUGUUUACGCUGCGCAUUUGAGACGCGAGCUUCGCUCUCCGCAAUACCACGCAUACUACCCUCAACGUGUAGUUGUUGGACGUAAGCCAUAUUAGGCGGACUUUCUCGCAGCUCUUGUUGAUGGAGAGACGGCACCAUGGACUAUGUAUUGCUUUCUGGAUACGCAGUUGCUGUAUGCCCAUUGCAAACACCGGAGACAACCACGGGAAGUGGAAGGCCAAGUCAAGUUUUGGCUUAUACCCAAGGGUUACCGUACUCCGCCCCUAACGUGAGUCUGUACUCAAUACUAAUGAAGUUAUGAAGCGAAAUCCAUUCUGUUGUCGUGCUUUCGUCUAAUGCAAAUCGAUUACAAAGGGCAUGUCUGAAUGAGCAAGUGAAAACGAGUGAAACAGUCUAACACUUACAUGACCUCGACGAUCAUGCCAUGCUGCU
Xylaria bambusicola is the source of this 1627-nucleotide messenger RNA. RefSeq names its product S-adenosyl-L-methionine-dependent methyltransferase. The transcript has 9 exons. Gene Ontology annotation, molecular function: methyltransferase activity. NCBI's taxonomy places the organism in Eukaryota, Fungi, Ascomycota, Sordariomycetes, Xylariales, Xylariaceae. The record is from RefSeq and is a predicted model, not a curated record. The coding region runs from base 1 to 1290 and encodes 429 amino acids.